Messenger RNA from Dromiciops gliroides (monito del monte), 2635 nucleotides. It is a transcript of the gene SHCBP1, whose product is annotated as SHC binding and spindle associated 1. NCBI's taxonomy places the organism in Eukaryota, Metazoa, Chordata, Mammalia, Microbiotheria, Microbiotheriidae. The transcript is spliced from 13 exons. Bases 10 to 2025 code for a protein of 671 amino acids. The record is from RefSeq and is a predicted model, not a curated record. Gene Ontology annotation, biological process: fibroblast growth factor receptor signaling pathway.
AAAUUUGAAAUGGCUGAAGGGUUGGUGACGGCUGAUGGCUUGGGGACUACGGAGCUGGGCCCAGAGCCCGGUACGCCCGAGGUGCCUGCGGACCAGCAGCAAGACUUAUUCCAAGAUGAAGAUACAUCCAGUGAUUAUGGCAGUCAUGAUAAGCCAGGGACCAUUUUGCAGAGGUUUGUGCCAGAAGGGAAUGUACCUUUUCCAGACAUCUUCCAAACAAAUCAGCUUUUGUUCUAUGAGCGAUUCAGAGCCUAUCAAGAUUAUAUCCUAGCUGACUGCAAGGCUUCCGAGGUACGGGAAUUCACAGCUGAGUACUUGGAGAAGGUCCUUGAACCAUCUGGAUGGCAGGCAAUCUGGCGCACUAAUGUGUUCGAGGUGCUGGUUGAGGUCACAAAUGUGGAUUUUUCCUCUCUGAAAGCAGAGGUGAAGCUUACUCACCCUUACCUUUGUGAAUCUCGGGUUAGUACCUUUACACUGGAAUGCAUGAAAGAACUGCUGGAACUGAAAGAAAACCUGCUACCUCUUCAAGAACUGUGGGUGGUGUUUGAUGGUUCAGGCGAGUUUGACCAGACAGCACUUGCAAUUGAACAUGUCAGGUUUUUCUACCAGAAUAUUUGGAGGAGUUGGGAUGAAGAGGAGGAAGAUGAAUAUGAUUAUUUUGUCAGAUGUGUUGAACCUCGAUUGCGUUUGCAUUAUGACAUACUUGAAGAACGGGUCCCUUCAGGGCUCAUUGUUGACUACCACAAUCUACUGUCUCAGUGUGAAGAAAUUUAUAGGAAGUUUUUAAAUCUGAGGAGCAGUAUAUCAAAUGGUGACUCUGACACUGAGUUGGAAAAUGUUUCCAUGGCAGAAGGGUUAAGGCUGUAUUCUGAAAUAGAACAGCUGAAACAGAAGUUAAAACUCAUUGAGAACCCUCUUCUAAGAUACGUGUUUGGUUAUCAGAAGCACACUGGCAUUCAAGCAAAAGGAGUUCGUCCCACUGGUAGAAAGAUAACCCAUGUUGUAUCAACUUCCAUGAUGGCUAGUCUGCUGCAUUCUCUGCUCAGGGACAAGCUUUAUCUGGAGUCUCAUGAAGAAAUGGAAAUUCAGUUUCAUAAUGACCCACUGUCAGCUAUAAAUGCUUGCUAUGAAGGGGACACUGUCAUUAUUUGUCCUGGUCAUUAUGUGGUAAAUGGCAUGUUCUCCAUUGCUGACUCCAUUGAAUUAGAAGGAUAUGGUCUGCCAGAUGACAUUGUGAUAGAAAAGAGGGGAAAAGGAGACAAUUUUGUAGAUUGUACAGGUGCUAAUGUUAAAAUAGCAAAUGUGAAAUUUGUUCAGCAUGAUGCUGUGGAAGGAAUCUUGAGCAUUCACCGUGGCAAGACCACAUUGGAAAACUGUGUGUUGCAAUGCGAGACUACAGGAGUAACAGUUCGAACAUCAGCAGAAUUACUAAUGAAAAAUUCUGACUUAUAUGGGGCCAAGGGUGCAGGUAUAGAAAUAUAUCCAGGGAGUAAAUGUACUUUGAGUGACAAUGGGAUACAUCAUUGCAAGGAAGGCAUACUAAUUAAGGACUUCUUAGAUGAGCAUUAUGACAUUCCCAAAAUUACCAUGGUGAAUAAUGUCAUACAUAAUAAUGAAGGCUAUGGUGUUGUCUUGGUGAAACCCCAAAUUUUUUCUGACCUGCAAGAAAAUGCUCAAGAUGGAUCUGAAGGAAAUAAAAUACUUAAAGUUCCGACAAAUGAAGAAGAAGGUGCAGUGGAGAAGGUGGGACAAGAAGAGCCAAUGCAGUAUGCAUCUGGUGAAUUGGGGCUGUAUGCAAGACUUGACCUUUGUGAGCAAGCUGAACAAAUAGAAGGCAAUUGUGAAAUUGUCAAUGAACUGGUGGCUGCUUCCACGAGGAAGGGCCAAAUGAAAAAGAAAAGAUUAAGUGGCCUGGGCAUCACCGAAGCUGAUGAUAACCUAAUGUCCCAGGAGGUGUUUGUUUCUAUUGUGGGCAAUCAGUUCAAAUGGAAUGGGAAAGGACGUUUUGGUACUUUUCUUUUCUGAUGGAAAUUGAUGCUUAAAAAUGUUGGAUUUGCACAUGCUACUGUAGUAAUCACUGCUGUUCUCAUAGGUAGCUUGCUUCAUGCCUGGUAUUUUGUAUUUGUUAUUCCUUUUGUAUUUGAAUGAACGCAACAGUAUUUAUUCUUAUCUGCAAAUGUUGCACAGAAAUUAUUCUCCUUUUAUAAGAAAGGUGAAAAAUAAAGAGUUUUUAAAAUGAGCCUUGGUAGGAAGUGGAGUUGGGGCAGGGAUCACUUGCCCAGAAACUCUGCUUUCCUUGUAUUGUAAUUGACUUUUAUUGAGUACAUUAUGUAAGUGGGUAGUGUAUAACACUUUAAAUCUAGCUAUUGAGGGAGGGGACUGGAAACAAGGGGCAUGACCAAUAGAGCAAUAGGAGAUUUCUUAUCCUUUUUAUUUCUCAAUCCUGAUUGUGGAUCUGAUUUCUGUGCGGUAGGUUGCUUAUAGGCUAUGUUAUAUAGUAAAAGCUUUUAUGAUUAGGAAGUUGCCUACCCUAAUCAAACUCAUUUUUGUAAGAAUGAGUAGGAUUGGGGCAGCUAGGUGGUGCAGUGGAUAAAGCACUGGCCUUGAAUUCAGGAGGACCUGAGUUCAAAUCCAG